This is a messenger RNA of Anthonomus grandis grandis, 681 nucleotides long. RefSeq lists its product as uncharacterized. The record is from RefSeq and is a predicted model, not a curated record. The coding region runs from base 1 to 588 and encodes 195 amino acids. The transcript has 2 exons. NCBI's taxonomy places the organism in Eukaryota, Metazoa, Arthropoda, Insecta, Coleoptera, Curculionidae.
AUGAGUUACCUACAGAGUUUUGAUACUAUGGCGAACAGUCCGUCAUCCUCCGAAGAGACCUCUGCUUUUGAGACCGGUGAUAACCUUGAGGAAAACGCUACACAAAAUAGCCAAAUUUCUUCAGUUGAAGAACAACAACCACGUGCUGCUUCUAGAAAGGAGAAGGAAAAAGGUGAAAGCAAUGAAAUGAUUUUCAAAACACCUGUCGAAGGAGCAAAGACGAAGGUGACACCACAUGAGAUGCAACAGCAAAUAUUUAUGAAAAGUUGCACGGACGCAUUGAAAAACUGUGAUGAAGAAUCAGAAAGUACAGCUUUCGGCAAAUUUGUUGCCACAAAACAUAGAAAGUUGAAUGAGAGUCAACGGAUGUACGCUGAAACCCUGAUUACAAAAAUAUUACAUAAAGCUGCUCUAAAUCAAUUAACUGAAGACACUAGUAUUUUCGACCUUCAGUCUCAAAAUCGAAAUACUUUUUCUUCGCCCAGUUUGCUAUCAUCAAUAACAUCUUCACCAGCACCAUCACCUGGAACAUCAGGAGCAGCCGCAAAAUGCAGGACAGUUGGUGUCAGAUUUUUCAACGUAUUUUAACAUAUAAAAUAACUGAUAUAAGCUUGAAUUAAAAAAAAUAUUCUAAACUUACCUUCAAGUAAUCCUUAUGUAAUACCUCAUAUAGAGCCUUGC